Molecule: messenger RNA, 3225 nt
Organism: Adineta ricciae
Lineage: Eukaryota; Metazoa; Rotifera; Eurotatoria; Adinetida; Adinetidae
Source: the annotation of a GenBank genome assembly
AUGUCAUCGACACGAACUGCACCGCGAACAACAAUGACGAAUAAAUCAACACAUCAUACCAAUGGUUCAGGCAAUUCUUACGAUAUGAAUGAUCCAACUGUUACAUCCGAAUUCGAUUCGAACCUACAACGAUCAGUUUUGCUGAAGAAUGCUCCACAAUCUGAUGGUGUGUAUCGAAAUCCUCGAUUUAUCCAUGCAGUGACCACUGGUCUAUUGGGUCAACCAGUAGUUGUUCAAACUAACGAACCAGAACGUUACCAUGGAAUAUUGGAAACAAUUUCUCCGAACGGUGAUAUUGUUCUCACCGUAUCUCAUCGACUAGAUAAUAGCAAUAAUAGUGAUAUUAUGGCAUUGUCAACAUCGCUCAUAGAUCUUUUUGAUGCAGCUGAUAGUUCAGUCCAAUCAUUCGAAUUGCUAAGACGCACAGUUCUAGCACCGACUAUCGUAGAAAUCAUUGGUAUUGAUAUCGAUCAAUCUGGUAGUAAUAAAUGUAUGCUGGAAGAAACAUCGAAAGUCUCGCAAUUAGAAGACGAUCGAUUCAAUCGUAUGCAGCAUUUCUAUGAUGCAGAUGAGAUUGAUUCAACUACAUUAGAAUACUUAGAUCUUGGUGAUGAUGGGAAAGCUGGAUAUGAUCCAGAAGACAUGUUUCAUACCAAUCGAGAAAAAUUCAAUACAACAACUGAUUUUGAUGAGAGUAAAUACACGAAUGUACCUCUCCGGGCAAUGACAGUUGAAGAGACUGCUGAAGUAGAGAGACAAGUUAUGGAAAUUGAACGUAGCAAUCGCUACGAAGAUGUUGAUGAAGAUGAUGCAGGUGUCAAACGUCCAUCAGAAUACAAUGCGAAUCAUAAUAACGAUGAUGGAAAUGGUAAUCCGAAAUCGAAUCAACCAUCACGUUCGCACAUGAACGAACGUCGAACAGAUUCUCGUUACGAAGGAGAAUACAAUACUAAACGUGGCAAUUGGCGUGACCAACGAGGUGGUGGAAAUAAUCGUCGUGGUGGACCGAAUAAUUUUUCAAUGAAUAAUCCGAAACAAAAUCAACGCUCUGAGCAAACACAAUAUACGACAUCGCGUUCGUCGGAACAAGCACCAAAUAGUCGUCAACAAUCGUACAAAUCAAGAAAUAAUCGCUUUAAUGAUAAUCGUUCACCUCAUGAAGGACGGGAUUCACCAUUACAAGUCGCCAAUGAUGAAACAGCACGAGGUCAAAGAAUUCACAGUGGAAGUUUCUCUCAAGGACAAAAUUCAGGACCAACAAGUCCAUCAACGACACUUCCAACGCGUGGCGUUUAUUCAGCGAAUAAUCGCUCAUUAAUCGGAAGAAACUCUCCCGCACCUUAUACAGGUAGUUCAUCGUCUCGAAAUAAUUCAACUGCAGCAUCAUCGCCACCGCCGGGACCACCUUCUUAUCAAUCGAAUCAGACUGGCGGUGCAGGCAACUAUCAGCAACAAUCAAAUAAUAAGAUGAUCAAAAAGCAAUCACGUAAUGACCAACAAUCAACAAAUGAUGAUACUGAUCAGCCGAAGCCGCAACGUAAUCAACAACCGCAACCGCAACAGCAACAGCAACAACAGAAUUCUUCGAAUAAUCAAUCGAAUGCAGUUCCGCUUAGUCGCCCAUCACACUUACAUACUCAACAAAUGAAGCAACCAGCUCAACAACAACAACAACAGCAACCACAGCUACAUCAAAUACAACCGUCUUCGUCGAGUACUAAUAUUCCACCAUCAUUAUCACUUCCAAAUCAAGACGAACAUUCAUCUAGUCAUGAAACAAUUAAUCCCAAUCCAUCGGAUCCUAAUCUGCACAUGGCGAAUGCACCUGUGUACACAUCGCAAACAUCGGGGCCUGGUAAUUCGAAAGCAAAUUCUGGCCUUAAUCCAGAAGCAGAGGAAUUUGUUCCUAUUGUCACGGGGAGAGACGAUGAUUCUCGACCUGAAUCUCGUGGAGCAUCAUCAAACUUACCGAUGCCACCAUUUAUAUCUCACAGCAAUUCUCAAGCUCUUCAUCUCUUACAACAGCAACAACAAAUUCCACAAAAUCCAACUCAACAAUCAUCGAUGAUACCACCAACUCAUCCUCAAAAUGCUGCUGCUCUAUAUUCACCAUACUAUUCAGCACAGUAUGCGAACAUAGCACCAUUUGUUGGCGCUACACCACAGCAAAUGAAUGCGGGAAUGCUCGGUACAUCGAUGAUGCCACCAACAGCACCACCACCACAACUACCUGGUAAUGGGCCCAAUCCAAAUAAUGUCGGUCCAGGUGGAAUGACAACACCAAACAGUGGCUCUGGCCCUGGAUACAAACUUAACAAUAAUCCAGUUCAUGGUGGAAAUACUGGAAAUGGCGGCAACACAAAUGUUGGACCAAAGAAAGCUGUCGUGUCUGUGCAAGGUAACGAACAAUCGAAUGUUCCCCAGCAACAACAAGCUCCUCAACAAAUGAUUUUUCCUGGUCCAGUUCGAUACUACCAACAAGAAUAUCAGUCACAACAAACAACGCCAUCAUCGAUGCAAAUACCAAUCUUUUACCCUAUUAGCUCUUCCGGUAUUAUUCCAACUGCUGGUAUUCCUCCACAUCAAAAUAUAAUGAUUUCAUCUGCUGGCUCGUCAGGCGGACCGACAACACCAGCUCCAGCUCCAAUAUACUAUCAAGGACUCUAUCCAGGUGUAGAUCCACGUGUGUAUGGAGUAUAUCCACCGCAAGCAUCGGUCGGACCAAAUAGCAUGAAUUCCAAUUGGCCAAUGGCGCGAUCACCUCCACAUCAGCAGCAGCAACAGCCAAAUGAACAGCAACGUGGCUACGGCGGUGGUCAAAACAUUGUCUCUCAAGCGCCUCCACCUUCAGGCGCGCCGAAUCCUGGGGGAGGUGUCAAUGUUGGUCGAUCUGCAUCGACGUCCGGUCCACCAGGUUCGAAUGGUGCCAAUGGUGGCGGCCCUCCAAUGACACCGCAAUAUACUUUGAGUGGCAAUAUACCAGCAUACGCCUAUGGACCACCAGCCUGGUACUCGGCCCAAGCACCAGUCUCAUCGCCUCAAACGAAUAUGGCUCCUCAAGUAGGUGCCUACGGCAUGGUGUUCGAUCCAACUCAACAAGGACUACCACAGCAAACUGCCUAUGUACAUCCCAAUUCAUACGACACUGCUUACUAUCAACAAGCGCCUCAGCAACCACCUCAGCAAGGCCUAGACACAGUGCCACCGGGCAGUUACAAUCGCUAA